AUGGUUCAUUUCGGCAUUCUCUUUCUGUGCGGUCUCUUCGGACUUGCCGCUCUUGCUUCUGCUCAUCCAGGACAUGAUGUUCACUCCGAAGCCUCCGAACGUGCCCAAUUCUUGAAGAGAACACCCAUCGAGAAGCGCAGCCUAUCUCACUGUGCGAAUCACCUAAAGUCUCGUGGUCAUGAGGCUGCCAACGUAGCUCGUCGUGUGCACACUGCUCAGCAGAUCAUUCGCAAGAGAGAUGUUGGUAUCGCUCCCCGUGGGCUUAGUAGUUUAAAUACCACCCAUCACUCCACUCUACAUGGAUUAUCUCCAUUUACAGAACCCGAGGUGUUGUUUUCAUCGAAUGCUACCUGUGUCCUUGGUGAGGAUACAACUGAAGGACCUUACUACGUCUCUGGUGAACUAAUCCGUCAGAAUAUUGUUGAGGACCAGGCGGGUGUGCCGCUAUUCCUGGACCUCCAACUAAUUGAUACCAAUACUUGCGAGCCCCUUUCUAAGGCUUAUAUUGACCUUUGGCACUGCAAUGCCACGGGCAUCUACUCGGGAGUCGUCGCUGGGAGUAAUGGCAACCCGACUGAUUUGGGUAAUAUCAAUAAGACGUUCCUUCGCGGCAUACAGCAAACCGAUGCGAAUGGAGUGGUGCAGUUUGAAACCAUCUUCCCUGGCCACUACACUGGUCGUACUGUCCAUAUCCAUGUUUUGAGUCAUACUGCCAACGAGACUAUCCGCCUUGCCAACGACACGAUUUCGGGGCUGUAUUCUACCCACGCCUCGCAUGUUGGACAGCUCUUCUUCGACCAACAUCUGAUUUCCAACGUUGAGGCGAGCUCUUCUUAUACCGCUAAUGAGCAGGCUUUAACUGCCAAUGAUGAGGACUAUAUCUUGCUUCAGGAGGCUGAAGAUAUCGACCCUUUUAUGCAAUAUGUGCUUCUAGGAGAGACCAUCGAGAAUGGAAUCUUCGCCUGGGCUUCUAUGGGCAUUGACUCUACUGCAGAUAAAUCUGUCAGCAUUGCCAGUUAUCACACCGAGGGCGGGGGUGUUAAGAACAAGAACCCUACAUAUGUCUCUCAUAACCAGUCUCCUACCCCAUAA
Molecule: messenger RNA, 1092 nt
Organism: Aspergillus tanneri
Lineage: Eukaryota; Fungi; Ascomycota; Eurotiomycetes; Eurotiales; Aspergillaceae
Product: intradiol ring-cleavage dioxygenase
Exons: 6
Coding region: 1-1092 (363 amino acids)
Molecular function (GO): ferric iron binding; oxidoreductase activity, acting on single donors with incorporation of molecular oxygen, incorporation of two atoms of oxygen
Source: RefSeq, a predicted model, not a curated record